AUGGUGUCGGUGAGGGCAACAACGGCAAUCGCUAACAACAACUACCGCAGAUAUGUCGGCACUAUCCAAGCGUUAUGGAGUUUAUGGGGGCAAUACGUACCAGAAAGCUUUAUGGCAUUUCUGUCAGAGCUCGAGACCACUUUCAUCAGAGAAGCCAGCAACUCGAACUUUUGGGAAGAGUACCGAAAUCAUUACGACUACAUUAGCCGGCCGGGCCGUCUUCAUCUGGCUGGGCGAUUAACGGCAUACGCCAACGGCGCAAAAAUAUGGUUUGCACGAGAGGACCUGAACCAUACUGGAUCGUCCAAAAUUGUCAACGCCUUGGGCCAAAUCCUCCUCGCUAGGCGGAUGGGGAAGAGAAAAAUUGUGACAGAGACGGGAUCAGGUGAAAAUGGCGUUGCCGCAGCCGCUCUAUGUGCGAAGUUCGGCCUGGAAUGCAUUGUCCAUGUUGGAGCAAAAGACGUAUCACGACAAUCGACAAAUGUGAGGACGAUGAUGACAUUGGGGGCUGAGCUUGUUAUUAGCAAGACAGGAAGCCAGACUCUCCGGGACGCGAUGAACGAGGCCAUGCGUGCUUGUGUCGUGGAUGAUACAUCAUUCUAUUUAGCCAGUACACCAGUGGGACCUUAUCCAAUUCCUCUUAUCGUCCGAACAUUUCAGUCGCUUAUUGGUGCGGAAACAAAAAGGCAAGCCUUAGAGAAGAUAGGGCGGCUACCCGACGCGGUUGUCACCUGUGUCGGCACUGGUGUAGAUGCCGUUGGACUUUUCCCUCCGUUCCUGGAGGAUACUAGAGUCAGGCUGGUAGGCGUUGAAGCUGGAGGAUGUGGUGUUCACACCUCCUUACACAGUGCUGCGUUAUCAAGAGGGAGAGGGGGUGUCUUCCAGGGCGCUAUGACAUAUGUGUUGCAGGACGAUCAUGGCCAAGUCAGACACAGCCAUUCUAUUGCUGCCGGCCUGGAUCACCCUGCCGUCGGCCCUGAACUGAGUUUUUGGAAGGAUUCUGGGCGCCUUGAAGUUCUUUCAGUAACAGAUGAGGAAGCUUUGAGUGCCUUCCGGCUAACAUGUCAACUUGAAGGUAUCCUUCCAUCGCUGGAGUCCGCACAUGCCAUCCAUGGUGCUGUUGAAGCGGCGAGGUCAAUGGGAAAUAGUGAUAAUAUAAUUGUUUGCGUCAGUGGAAGUGGUGAAAAGGACAUUAACACAGUUAGCGGUACAAUUGUCUAG
Molecule: messenger RNA, 1221 nt
Organism: Colletotrichum spaethianum
Lineage: Eukaryota; Fungi; Ascomycota; Sordariomycetes; Glomerellales; Glomerellaceae
Product: tryptophan--tRNA ligase, cytoplasmic
Exons: 2
Coding region: 1-1221 (406 amino acids)
Biological process (GO): L-tryptophan biosynthetic process
Cellular component (GO): cytoplasm
Molecular function (GO): tryptophan synthase activity
Source: RefSeq, a predicted model, not a curated record